GGGAUGUUGCUGACCACCACACGUGACUCCCAUUGAUAACAGAUCCAGCGAGAUAAGCUGUAGGACACGCCCCCUACCGUCGUAACCAAUAAAACGGUCGUCUCCAUGGCAACCCACCUAAGCCAAUCGACGGGUCGGACUAUGGAAGUGUAGGGGCGGGGCGCCGUGCAGUGUUUGCGUCAUGUGACAUUGUUGGUGGCGCGCGCGCCGCUCGUGCCCGAGACCCGGAAGGAAGCGGCGUCAUCCAGUCAGUCAGUGAGCGGAGCCGCCGCCGUGAUGAGCCUGCCCGGGCCGGUGCUGUCCUCCGGGUCUAUCCCUCCGGGGGUCGGCAUGGUGGCUGGGCCUCGGUCCCUGCAUGUGGAGCUGCACACUCAGCAGAGACGGCUUCGCCACCUGCGGAGUAUCGCGGCCCGGAACAUUGUAAGCAAGAACGGGUACCGCCUGCUGGACACUUACUUCACACUUCACUUGCUGGAUGGUGAAAAAAUUUACAAAGAAUUUUACAAGAGUGAGGUGGUGAAGGAUUCCCUGAAUCCAACAUGGAGGAGUCUGGACUUCGGUCUGAUGCCUGACCGGCUGGAUACGUCUGUGUCCUGCUUCAUUGUCAGGAUAUGGGGGGGCAAGAACGACUCGCAUCGGCUCUUAAUAGAGUGGAAGGUGAAUCUGGAUGGACUGAAGUACUUGGGUAAUCAGAUCCACGCCUGUAACCAAAAUGAAAUAAUUUUCGGUCUCAAUGACGGAUAUUACGGCGCCUCCUUUGAUAGUAAGGGUAUUACGGAGUCGUGCAGAAACAGUCACCUGCAGGUGGAGCAGAAUGCGGUACGGAACUCCUAUGGAGUGUUCUCCCUGCUGCGGCUUCAUCGUGCCCAAUGUGCCAUCAAGCAAACGCAGGUGACUGUCCAGAAAAUCGGGAAGGAGAUUGAGGAGAAGUUACGAUUAUCUUCUUCUUGCAAUAAGCUGAAGAAAGAGAGUGAAUGUUUACGUCUGAAAAUCCUGGUGCUUCAGGACGAGCUGGAGAGACAGAAGAAGGCUCUGGGUCGGGAGGUGGAGCUGCUCCAUAAGGAACGAAACGCGCUGAAUGUUAAACGUAAUAAAUUCAACUCCCAGCGGGAGAAGCUGCAGAAGAAAAGAGAAUCCCUGAAUGAGUUACGAAAAGAGUGUACGGCGAAGAGGGAGUCCUUCCUUAAGACAAACGCACAGCUGACCAUUCGCUGCCGACAGCUUCUCUCUGAGCUUUCCUAUAUUUAUCCAAUAGAAGCGGUGAGUGAAGAUCAUAGCAGGCUUGACCAAAAGGAUUACUUUAUUUGUGGAGUAAAAUUGCCAAAUUCAGAGGAUUUUCAAGCUAAAGAUGAUGGCAGUGUGGCUGUGGCAUUGGGCUACACGGCUCACCUGGUGUCUAUGAUUUCCUUUUUCCUACAAAUCCCCAUGCGGUAUCCUAUUCUCCAUAAGGGCUCCCGAUCUGCAAUCAAAGACAACAUCAACGACAAACUUACGGAGAAGGAAAGAGAGUUUCCAUUGUAUCCAAAAGGAGGUGAAAAGCUGCAGUUUGAUUAUGGCGUUUACCUUCUCAACAAGAACAUAGCUCAGUUAAGAUAUCAACAUUCACUAGGGACCCCGGAUUUACGUCAAACUCUUCCCAACCUGAAGACUUUUCUGGAGCACGGCCUCAUGGUCAGAUGUGACAGACCUCAUACUUCAAGUGCAAUCCCUGUUCCAAAGAGGCCGGCCAGCUCCACAUUUGGAGGCCACGAUAUUGGGUUUUCCAGUCGGACUCCAACACCGGAAAGAGGACCUAGGAAGCGCGCCAGCUCUGAGAACGAGCGAACACAAUACCGAACCCCUCCACCGAGCUACAAAGCAGCAAUAGCGGAGCCCAUUGCAAUAUUAGUCCCGGCGACGCCUUCAGACAAGGGGCACCUCGCCUCCUCACUGGACGCCAGCAUCGGUGCGUCCAAGGGAAGCGCUCGCAAGGAUUUUUGCGAGAGCCUUAAUGGCGACAGUAUAACGACCACAGAUAGCCACGGCCGCAGCCAGGCGGAGAAUUCCUCAGACUCUUCUUGCGCGGUCAAUGGGACUUUUUUGCAGAACGAAAGCUUGGAGUUUGUAAGUGAAGGGGUUCCCUGCGCUGUGCACCCCUCCGUCAGCGGCGACCUGCACUGCGCCGUGGAGCAGGCCGAGGAGAUUCUCGGCACCGAGGCCUCAGACUUCACCUCAGGGGAUCAAUUAGAAGCGUUUAACAGUAUUCCGGUGGACCGCGCCGUGGCCGUGGAGUGCGACGACCAAGUCCUGGGAGAGUUCGAGGAAUUCUCCCGUAGAAUUUAUGCACUGAACGAGAAUAUGUCCAGUUUCCGCAGACCGCGGAAGAGUUCCGAUAAAUAACCAGGUGACACCCGUAGGAAAAAUGUCUCAUUGCACAUCAUUAUCCUUUGUAUUCAACAAAAGAAAACCACUUUGUUUGUUUUGGACAUUUUGCGCCAUUCUCAUCCUUCCACUGCCACCAUGUAAACUACAAUUACCUAAAGAAAAAACAUUGUUUUAAUUUAAUUAUUUUUUUUUUUUUUAAUCAUAAAGGGGCUCUACGAAAUUGUUUUCCAAAGUAGCUACACUCUAUGGGGUGGUAAUGUCUUGAAGGGGGGGGGUAGAGCUGCAAUACCAGACACAGACUGUUGACGAGUGUGGUGCUGUUUUAGAAAACAGAUUUAACGCCAUUAAAAGCUGUGUACAUCUUUGUGGGCAAUUUAAAAUGUAAAUGAAAUGUAAAGCAAUGUUUCAAAUGGCUGACUUAAAAAAAAAAAAAAAAAAAAAAAAUUCUGUAAGCAUCUACAUCUCCAUGGUAACAGACUACAAACCAACACUGUAGUCUAGUCGCAAUCUACUAUAUAGUCUCCUAUAGUUUCCCUGCUAUUAAAGGGUUACUCCGCAGAAAUCCAACAUGCCCGAUUCUUCUCUCCUCCGACACCAUCUGUUGGGGAAAGUCAUGAGGACGUUACCGUACAUAUUAGAUGAUUGGGAGUUCUGCAGUCAAGUUUGGUUGACGUGUCUGUGUAUGGGGUUGGGGCCCUUUAUUCCAAUUUUUACCAGAUGUAUGUUAAAAGAUUACUCAGGGCUGUGGAGUCGGUAAAUAAAUGUUCCGACUCCGCAGUUUUUUUUACUUCCGACUCCUGUAUUAAUAUGCGAAUGUAUUUAUAAACACUUACAGUUGAAUCCAACAAGCUUUUCCACCAAGUUCUUCUAAGCUCUUCUAGCAGAGAGAGGUUGUUGGGCAAAAGCUGCUGCCUUCUCCUUUUUGUGUGCUGAUCUGCUGCUGAAGAUAGGGCAAUGGGAGGAUCCAGCAAGGGGCAUUUAUUAUAAAACAUGAUUUCCCUACUAGAAUCCCAUAGUCAUGUUUAAAGUUUAAGCUAACAGCGUUUACAAGUUUUUAUAGCCUUAGCUUAAUGGCAGCAGUUUUUCCAAUGGUUUACAGCUUCAGUCUCGAACUAUUGACCCUCCAUUUCCUUCACUUAUACAAGUGUCUCUAGUCCUGCAAAAAAACAUAUUUACUUAAAGGGGUUAUCCAGGAAAAAACUUGUUUUUUAAUAUAUCAACUGGCUCCAG
Molecule: messenger RNA, 3594 nt
Organism: Hyla sarda
Lineage: Eukaryota; Metazoa; Chordata; Amphibia; Anura; Hylidae
Gene: UVRAG
Product: UV radiation resistance associated
Exons: 15
Coding region: 277-2379 (700 amino acids)
Biological process (GO): SNARE complex assembly
Cellular component (GO): endosome; lytic vacuole
Molecular function (GO): SNARE binding
Source: RefSeq, a predicted model, not a curated record